AUGGGGCUCGCAAGCUCUAAAGCCAAACAAGCCCAGAUCCUAAUGCUUGGACUCGAUUCAGCAGGGAAAUCCACGCUUUUGUACAAGAUGAAGUUCAACGACGUCUUCCUAACUUUUCCAACAGUUGGUUUCAACGUAGAGAUGAUAGAAACAGGAGAGAAUCUCGCCUUGACAGUUUGGGAUGUUGGAGGACAGCACAAAAUGAGGACCGCUUGGAGCAACUACUUGGAAAAUGCGGACUGCCUGGUCUACAUUGUGGACAGCACCGACAGACAACGCUUGGACGAGUCGAAGAAAGAGCUGGAGCUUAUCUUGAAGAACGACAGAGUAAAGAACGUGCCUCUGAUUGUCCUAGCAAACAAACAGGAUCUCCCUGGAGCUUUGGACGCUGAGGAAAUCACUAGGAGAUUCAACAUGAAGAAGCACUGUCAUGACCGAAAUUGGUAUGUACAGCCUUGCUGUGCUCUAACAGGGGAUGGCGUGUCCGAAGCUCUCCAGAAACUAACAUCGUUUGCAAAAUCCUAUGUGAAAUCUAAGCAAGAAGCUUUUAAGAUUUUCAGACCAGAUUAA
Molecule: messenger RNA, 570 nt
Organism: Euleptes europaea (tarantolino)
Lineage: Eukaryota; Metazoa; Chordata; Lepidosauria; Squamata; Sphaerodactylidae
Gene: ARL14
Product: ADP ribosylation factor like GTPase 14
Exons: 1
Coding region: 1-570 (189 amino acids)
Biological process (GO): intracellular protein transport; vesicle-mediated transport
Cellular component (GO): cytoplasm
Molecular function (GO): GTP binding; GTPase activity
Source: RefSeq, a predicted model, not a curated record